AUGAAGAAAGCGGCUAACACGGAUUUGCUCGUAUAUGGCGAAAGCUUGCCACACCGCUUGCAAGAGGGCGCGUCGCAAAUGCUAGAAAUAGCUCCCUGGUCACCUAUCCCGGUCACUAACACUUAUGUGAGAUUUAACACAACGGGAUCUAACCGAAUUGGAACACCAGCUGGUUCAUUUGUAAUCAGCUUGAGAGUCGUUUGUAUGGAAGCAGCCAUAGUUCGCAUGUGGGGUAUCACAGGAAGCGACGAAGGUGAUAGGAAGAAGCAAUGUGUGAGAGGGAUGCCAGCAAUUGGAUACACUGCAUACAGAGGUCGAACAACUGUUGGAGAUGGCCAGUUGAUUGGUUCAAGGCUUACUCGACGAGGCAUUCAAGGAACCAUAGGACAAGGCAAGCAGGAACUGCUUAGAAGUGCGACUUGGAUGCGAUGGACAAAAAGAGUUGAAGUAACGAACAUGUACGGGGAACGAGAUGGAAUCGCCGCUGAGGGCAAACGCGGAUAA
Molecule: messenger RNA, 504 nt
Organism: Fomitiporia mediterranea MF3/22
Lineage: Eukaryota; Fungi; Basidiomycota; Agaricomycetes; Hymenochaetales; Hymenochaetaceae
Exons: 4
Coding region: 1-504 (167 amino acids)
Source: RefSeq, a predicted model, not a curated record